Messenger RNA from Colletotrichum karsti, 840 nucleotides. RefSeq lists its product as uncharacterized. The record is from RefSeq and is a predicted model, not a curated record. Gene Ontology annotation, molecular function: oxidoreductase activity. Lineage: Eukaryota; Fungi; Ascomycota; Sordariomycetes; Glomerellales; Glomerellaceae. The transcript has 3 exons. Bases 1 to 840 code for a protein of 279 amino acids.
AUGUCCGACCUGUUCCAAUUGACCGGGAAGAACGUCAUCGUUACGGGGGCCGCAGGAAGUAUUGGGACUCAAAUUGCCAUUCUGUUCGCAAAAGCCGGCGCAAAUCUGCUACUCUCGGACAUAUCCGACAAGUCACUUGAUGACCUGCGACAGAAUUUGGAACUCCAUGGCCCGCAUCCCGGUCGCAUCACAUACAAAAGUUGCGAUGUGUCGAACGAGAAUGAUGUAGCUAUGCUUGUGCAAGAGAUGGAUCAGCACGGUGGUGUGGAUGUGAUGCUAAACAACGCCGGUGUCUUCCCCUCUGAGGACGGCGACGCGGUAGAGGUAACGCAGAAGGCGUGGGACCUCACGUACCAAGUCAACGUCAAGGGUACAUGGCAUGGUUGUAAACACGCUGUUCUGAGCAUGCGCAAGCACGGUAAAACACGAGGGAGUGUCAUCAAUACCUCGUCAGUCGUUGGUCUCAUCGGGUCUGCGACUGCUCAGCUGGCAUACACCACCAGCAAAGGCGCCAUCAUUGCAAUGACGCGAGAACUCGCCAUAGUCCAUGCUCGGGAAGGGAUCAGGUUCAACGCGCUGUGCCCUGGUCCAUUGAACACACCUUUGAUGCAAGACUACUUGGGCACCAACGCGGAAAGAAGAGCGAGAAGAGAGAUCCAUCUACCUCAAGGGAGGUUUGGCGAACCUAUUGAGCAGGCCGCAGCAGCUCUGUUCUUGGCCAGCGACGCCAGUUCCUUUGUCAAUGCACAAGAACUUGUCGUCGAUGGAGGAUUAACAAAGGCAUACGUCACACCAGAAGGCCCAGCGCAUCAAAGCAUAGCUAACUUUGUUGUCAAAUAA